Staurois parvus is the source of this 418-nucleotide messenger RNA. NCBI's taxonomy places the organism in Eukaryota, Metazoa, Chordata, Amphibia, Anura, Ranidae. The record is from the annotation of a GenBank genome assembly.
CAGUGCCACCUGUCAGUGCCCAUCAAUGCCAGCUGUCAGUGCUCCUAUCAGUGCCAGUCAGUGUCACCUAUCAAUUCCAGUCAGUGCCACAUAUCAGUGCCGGUCAGUGCUGCCUAUCAGUGCCAAUCAGUGCCAACUAUCAGUGUGCAUCAGUGCCGCCUAUCAGUGCCAGUCAAUACCGCCUAUCAGUGCCACCUAUCAAUACCACCUAACAGUGCAAAUCAGUGCCGCCUAUCAGUGCCAGUCAGUACCGCCUAUCAGUGCCACCUAUCAGUGCCGCCUAUCAGUGCCAUAUAUGAGUGCUGCCUUUCAGUGCCCAUCAGUGAUGCCUGUCAAUGCCCAUCAGUGCCACAUACCAGUGCCUCCUCAUCAGUGCCCAUCAGUGCCACCUAUCAGUGCCCAUCACUGCAGCCUCAUU